This is a messenger RNA of Daldinia loculata, 1481 nucleotides long. RefSeq lists its product as uncharacterized. The coding region runs from base 351 to 1163 and encodes 270 amino acids. The transcript is spliced from 4 exons. The record is from RefSeq and is a predicted model, not a curated record. Gene Ontology annotation, cellular component: plasma membrane. NCBI's taxonomy places the organism in Eukaryota, Fungi, Ascomycota, Sordariomycetes, Xylariales, Hypoxylaceae.
UACGUUCCCUUCACCUGUUCAAUUGGGUUUGCCGCCGCCGAAAGACCAUAAAGAACAACGUACAAAUCAAUUGCAAACCGACGUCACUGCCACGAAUACUAUAAUCAAAAGAUUCGCUAUCUCCAUUUACAUGAUCUGGAUGACUUCAUUGCGAUCCAGACUUGUAUACAAGUAUUAACCGACGAAGAUCGAGAUACAGUACGAAAUACGACAAGGACAUUAUCGGCUCCCCCUCCCUAGAGGAGAUUGAAUCCAACCUACAUUAGAUUCCUAUCCUCUCCAGUCGUUGAUCGGGUUGAGAGAAUUAAGUUUUCGGUAACUUAACAUCAAGGUUAAUAAUUUUCAACAUCAUGUCACUUCGUCAAUUUGCCGUUGCGGCUAUCCUGGCCCUAGGUCCUCUUGCCAAUGCGAAGAACUUGCAGUCGCCAGCAACGGAUCCGAUACCGGGAACAGAUACCGUCCACGGAUGUUAUAAAUCUUUGGGAACGUUGAAGCAUCAGCAAACAAUCCAAUUCAACUCGCAGGGUGCAUGCGCAGGCCUGUGCCGCGACAAUGGUAGCCUCGUGGCUGCUUCUAAUACGGAAGAGUGUUACUGUGGUGACCAAUAUCCUAACAAAAGCGACUUAGUUGAUGAUUCUGAAUGCACCGAACCAUGUCCCGGGUUUGGCUCGCAAGCAUGCGGUGGUCUUGAUACUUACACGGUCUACAAUACCGGAAAGAAGGUAUCAGUUGGUGAGGCACCGGCCUCUAGUUCUUCCACUUCAACUCCAUCGAAGACUAGUUCAAGCGUUUCAGACGCCCCAGCCAGUACUUCUGAUAUUACCGAGACCGUAACAGCCUCUACUGAACCCGAGACGGGCUCCGGAACCAAUGUCGCCGGUAUUGCAGCUGGUGUUGUGGUUGGUGUUGUUGCGAUAACUGCUUUUGGCGGCGCAGUUUUCUUCUGGUUGCGUCGAAAGAGAAACGCCGAGAUUGAAGAAGAACACCGACGAAAUGCUGCUGUCAACGCGUUCAUUGGUGGCGGAAAGCCUCCCAGUAGCAGCGGCGGUGUUUCGAUGACCGACUCUCGUCUCGACCCUGUUAUGAACCGACGAAUGAGCGACGGUAGCAUCGCUGACAACCAAGAUUACUCGCGAAGAAUUCUAAGGGUUACCAAUGCUUGAACCCAUCGCAGAUAUCACGAUGAACGACUUCCGCUUGUAACACUUUUUAUUCACAUCGGCAUCAACGGCGUUUCAUGGUGGCCAUUCGUCAUUGGAUGAUCGAUCAGACUAGACGAUCCCUGGCGUUAUUUGUAUUGAGGUGUAAGGAAUAACAUAUUGGGUGGUUACAAUAUAGGACGAUACUCCCCGGCCUUGCUACUACCGACGAAAAUUUCCUACGCCGUCCUCUCCUUUUUCUUUUGCACGUUGUUGACCGGCCGUGUCACAAUUUGCAGUUCGACAUCAACUUCGGAAUUUCUCGCGAGAUCUAUUAGGGCC